AUGGAUGAAGACAGUAUGGAUGACGAUAGUAUGGAUGACGACAGUAUGGACGACAGUAUGGAUGACGAUAGUAUGGAUGACGACAGUAUGGACAACAGUAUGGAUGACGACAGAAUGGAUGAAGACAGUAUGGAUGACGAUAGUAUGGAUGACGACAGUAUGGACGACAGUAUGGAUGAAGACAGUAUGGAUGAAGACAGUAUGGAUGACGACAGUAUGGAUGACGACAGUAUGGACAACAGUAUGGAUGAAGACAGUAUUGAUGACGACAGUAUGGAUGACGAGAGUAUGGAUGACGACAGUAUGGAUGACAACAGUAUGGAUGACGACAGUAUGGAUGAAGACAGUAUGGAUGACGACAGUAUGGAUGACGACAGUAUGGAUGAAGACAGUAUGGAUGAAGACAGUAUGGAUGAAGACAGUAUUGAUGACGACAGUAUGGAUGACGACAGUAUGGAUGGCGACAGUAUGGACGACAGUAUGGAUGAAGACAGUAUGGAUGACGACAGUAUGGACGACAGUAUGGAUGAAGACAGUAUUGAUGACGACAGUAUGGAUGACGACAGUAUGGAUGACGACAGUAUGGAUGAAGACAGUAUUGAUGACGACAGUAUGGAUGACGACAGUAUGGAUGACGACAGUAUGGACGACAGUAUGGAUGACGACAGUAUGGAUGACGACAGUAUGGAUGAAGACAGUAUGGAAGACGACAGUAUGGAUGACGACAGUAUGGAUGACAACAGUAUGGAUGACUACAGUAUGGAUUACAAUAGUAUGGAUGACAACAGUAUGGAUGACGACAGUAUGGAUGACGACAGGAUGGAUGACGACAGUAUGGAUGACGACAGUAUGGAUGACGACAGUAUGGAUGACGACAGUAUGGAUGACGACAGUAUGGAUGACGACAUGAUAUCGAUGGUGUUCUUCUACCUGCUGGUGCUGGGGACCGGCAUCUGGGCUUCUUUCAAGUCCAGGAGGGAGCAGAGGAAGCAGGGAGCGUCCGAGAUCGAGAUGACUCUUCUGGGGAACCGGCAAAUCAACCUAGUGGUGGGAGUCUUCACCAUGACAGUGGUGAACCGCAACAUCUUUCUCCUGUUCAGGAAACAGAGUAGCCUUGAGCCCAUUCAAACAGUGACAUGGCAGAAGCUGAGGAUGGGAGAGAAUUAA
Molecule: messenger RNA, 1167 nt
Organism: Knipowitschia caucasica
Lineage: Eukaryota; Metazoa; Chordata; Actinopteri; Gobiiformes; Gobiidae
Source: the annotation of a GenBank genome assembly